Molecule: messenger RNA, 366 nt
Organism: Trichomonas vaginalis G3
Lineage: Eukaryota; Parabasalia; Trichomonadida; Trichomonadidae
Exons: 1
Coding region: 1-366 (121 amino acids)
Source: RefSeq, a predicted model, not a curated record
AUGUCACGCUAUGAUCCAUUAUUCGAAGGCAAUUCUCCUGAUGAAAUACUUAAAAAGAUAUCAAGUAUGGGUGUUAACAUUGAUACAAAGGCAGAUGCCAAAAAACCACGAAGAAGACAAUUAACAAAAAAUAUUUCGAUUCAGACAGACAUUGAAAAUGAAAUAGUGGCAAACGAAUCAGUUAAAAAUUGGCUUUUUAAGGAAGCUCCAGAAAUUAAACCCGAAACUAAAUUACAAAUUGAAAAUUCAUUUUCAUUUGCUCAAUUUACUGAACAGAAAGAUCCAUUAUCAUUUGAUGAUGGAUCUUACUCAGAUGAUCCAGUUCUAAGAGAACUGAGAAAUAGAAUGAAAAUGUUAAAAUUAUAA